AUGUUCGCUGCUCGCUCUGCUGUUCGUUCCGUCGCUGCUCGCUCUGCUUUGGCCCGCUCAAUGGCCACUGCUGCCGCUUCUUCUCAACCCCCAGUCCAGCUCUUUGGUCUUGACGGUUCUUAUGCUUCAGCUCUUUACACUGCUGCUGCAAAGUCCAAUGCUCUUCCUGCCGCAAGUGCAUCCCUUUCUGCCCUUAAGACUCUUUUGGCCAAAGACUCUAAGCUCGACGCUAUUCUCUCUAACCCUGCUCUCUCUGCUUCUGAUAAGAAGACUAUUGUUGAGACUUUGGCCUCUUCUGUUAAGGCUGACAAGACCGUCACUAACUUCUUGUCCGUCAUUGCCGACAACAACCGCCUGGCCCUGCUCGGCCCCGUCGCUGCCAAGUUCGAGACCCUCAUCAAUACCGCCAAUGGUGUCGUCGAGGCUACCAUCACCUCUGCUCAGGCCCUUGACACUAAGACUUUGAACCGUCUCCAGACUUCCAUCUCCAAGUCCUCGUUUGUUGGCGAGGGCAAGAAGCUCCAGAUCUCAAACAAGGUCAACCCUGAAAUUCUUGGUGGUCUCAUUGUCGAAGUCGGUGACCGCACCGUCGAUCUCUCUGUUGCCGCUAAGAUUUCCAAGCUCAACAAGCUUCUUUCUGAUGACAUUUAA
This is a messenger RNA of Magnusiomyces paraingens, 651 nucleotides long. RefSeq lists its product as uncharacterized. NCBI's taxonomy places the organism in Eukaryota, Fungi, Ascomycota, Dipodascomycetes, Dipodascales, Dipodascaceae. Gene Ontology annotation, biological process: proton motive force-driven mitochondrial ATP synthesis. The transcript has a single exon. The coding region runs from base 1 to 651 and encodes 216 amino acids. The record is from RefSeq and is a predicted model, not a curated record. Gene Ontology annotation, cellular component: membrane. Gene Ontology annotation, molecular function: proton-transporting ATP synthase activity, rotational mechanism.